Phanerochaete carnosa HHB-10118-sp is the source of this 1533-nucleotide messenger RNA. RefSeq lists its product as uncharacterized. Bases 102 to 1325 code for a protein of 407 amino acids. The transcript has 8 exons. The record is from RefSeq and is a predicted model, not a curated record. Lineage: Eukaryota; Fungi; Basidiomycota; Agaricomycetes; Polyporales; Phanerochaetaceae.
GUACCUUGUUAUUCACACGUCGUCCACCACACACACCGCGUGUUCUCUUUGCAUACGCCACCUACUCGAGUGUUGCUGUGCCACUGUCUUAUCGACCUCUCAUGUCACAGCCUGUGCCGGUGGAUUUCCUGACGUGUCCCAGUCAGGACAUGCGGGACGCAUUGGCUACGGUUGGCACGUUAAUCUCGGAAAUCGGGCUAAACACCACCUAUAUGCUACAAACCGUUCUGCCCGAGGUCGCACUGUUCGGUGUUUUCUCGCUCUUGAUCGUUUUGUCUACAUUCAUCCUCCUGCACAAUGGCUUAAAGCGGAUUUCCCGCGUCGUUGUGGCAUUUAUAUGUAUGCUCAUGUACGCGAUGGCAGCCGCACACAUGGCCAUUUCAGUGCGAUAUGCUUUUCGCGACGCCACGGCCUCGACAUCGAUACAGACUAUUGCCUCUCAGUGUGUCAACGAGCUGGCGGACGGGGGAAGCUGCAGUACAGAUCUCAGCAUGCCCACUGAUGGUGUGCUCGCUGUCGGUGUCGUGGCGAUGUCGUCUUCCUGCACGACAACCGCUCUCUUGAUCGUCAAUAUCAUACUCAGCGACUGCAUCGUCCUGUGGAGGGCCUGGGUCUUGUGGUCCAAGCGUCGCCUUCUCACUGCCAUAUCGGUCGUCCUAGUCUCGUCUACACUUGUCAUGUCGUCGCUGAAUGUCCGCAACAGCUGUCAGAUAGGUUACACUACGGGAAAUGAGUUUACCAACGAUGUUUACGGCCUUGCUGCUUUUGUUCUGUCGCUGCUGACGAACAUCUGGGCGACGUCUCUAAUUUCAUACAAGGCAUGGCGGCAUCGUAAUUCUGUGAGACGCGCAUUCAAGGGCGGGAGUGCAGGUACUCGUAGCGCCAAGAUACUCAUGCUCUUUGUGGAUUCUGGGCUGCUGUACUGCGGGCUGUGGAUACUUCUAGUUGCCUAUAUUGUUGUUACGAAAUAUGGCAUCUCAGGGCUCAUCCGGGUGCGCUUUAUACGGGACAUGGAAAAUGCAGUCAGCUCAGUCCUCAUUGACAUCAUCGGAAUGUACCCAACAACCCUCGUUCUUCUCGUCUUUCUGACAGAUUUCACCCUGGAGGGCGCCACAAAAGUCAAAAGCAUACCCGUCCAACUGCCGGCACCAAAUCGAGCCAGCAUCAUCACACGAUCCAACCCCGUGUUCCACUCAACAGCGACGGUGAUGACCGAGGACGGAGAUCCAUACACCCAGAGUGUCAUUGCCAUCCUCGGCAAUGAGAGUUCCGCAGACGAUGAAUCUGACAUACUUGAAAACAAAGAUCAUGCAUUGGUCGUUUAACGUGCAACGCACUCGAUGAAUCUGUCGAUACGUUGCCGGCUUGGUUUCAUUGUAGGCCGGACUCGCUGCUACUAGUGUGUCAUGUGACGACAUGGUUGCCUUGAAAUACUUCGCUUGUUUAAUCUAUGCAUCCAGUAUUUAUGUAUGAUUGAUUAGCAUGUCAGAGUUUGUACUGUUUUGGAGUCUAUAUAACAGCUAAUGAAGCCGC